Messenger RNA from Brassica rapa (field mustard), 7669 nucleotides. RefSeq names its product ABC transporter G family member 34. The record is from RefSeq and is a predicted model, not a curated record. Lineage: Eukaryota; Viridiplantae; Streptophyta; Magnoliopsida; Brassicales; Brassicaceae. Gene Ontology annotation, cellular component: membrane. Gene Ontology annotation, molecular function: ATP hydrolysis activity; ATP binding; ABC-type transporter activity.
CAAGUAUAAAUCCUUAUGAUUGGAAGAGGGCGGUUUAUACAAAAUACAUAUACCAUCAGUACACCCAGUCAGGGAAACUUCUUCAUUAAUAAUUGGAAGUUAUUAACUGACACAUCAGCAUCCUUAACAUGAGCAAUAACAUAUGGGAAGUUCCUCCGCAGCUGUGGAGUAGUUCCGCUGAAGUAGGAAGAGGAAGCUCGAACCACAGUGAUGCCUACCGUGGCGAUGAUAUCGGAAACGCACGGAUCACCGCGUUUUGGAUCCGACAGACCCGAGUUUCAAUUCAUUAAACCGACCCGAAUUCCACUGUGUUGCGCUGAAGCUGCUUUAUGGGUGUAUGUAUUGAUUGCGAUGUAUCUUUGUUACUAAUGCUUUGUCCGAUGCCCAUGCAUAUUGUGAUGCCCGGUGAAUUCUGGUUAUAUGUGUUGUGUUCUUAAGAUACACCGUACACGGGUUGUGUGAGUAAUUUAUGGAGAUAGUAUGGAUCGAUUACAUGUCAAACACAAUUAUAAUCUUUCCAGUAAGAUGAAACAGUUUGUUUGCUUAGGCUGCGUUGAUGUGUAUCUGUUAGCGGUUAAAUAUCCUUCCACAGUUUCUUAACCUUAUUAUAUUAUUAUUUUAACUGAAAUCUGUUUUAUAAAUAAAUUUUAAUGAUGCAUAAAUAGCUGUGUCAAUAACAGAAUGACACAUGGAAAUAUACUAUCUCUAAAUUGUUUGGAAAGGUUCUUGCUAAAGGAACAAUUAGACAUUUUAUCACUUCUUCUUUCUUCUUUCUUGUUUUUUUUUUUAUUUUUAAUUAUAUUUUUGUCAUAUAGUUAAAUUUUAACUAUGCUUAAAUAGCUGUGUUAAUAACAAAAUGACACAGAGAAAAAAAUACUAUCUCUAAAUCGUGCGGAAAAGUUAUUGCUAAAGAAACGAUUAGACAUUUUAUGACUUUCUCUUUCUUGAUUUUUUAUUUUUAAUUAUAUUUUUGUCAAAAAACACUUAUGUAAACAACUAACAUUAAUGCCGCUCUAGAUUUGAUCUGUGUUUCUGUUUCUAAUAUAUAAGAACACCUCCGAUAUAAAUAUAUUAGGAAAUUUUUCACUUUUAAAAUAAAUAAACAAUUUAGAAAAAUAAAAAAGAGAGUGCAGUGAAACUUCAAAACUACUCCCUCAGGUUCCGGAAUCUGUUAGCAUCUUAUCCUCGGAUGCGGCAUGAAAUUCUUCUACUCUUGCAGGUGGCCUUGGCUGGGUUUGCACGGACUCAGCACAUUCACACCGCUUCCAAGGAACAAGGAACAUACGCUACAUAGCUUCAGCCCUUGCAGCAGAAGCGUUGGUGUUACUCGCAGGUCUCUCGGAGGCUGCUUCAUUUGGCAUCAAAGAUGUAAUCUGUUUAUCAGAUUCAAAAAGUCUCAUUGAUUUAAUUACAUGAAACAAAGUUGUGGUUGCUCUUAUAGGCAUACUCUAUGACAUUGGCGUGUUGAGUGAUUCCUUCAACUCUAUCUUCUUUAGUUUCAUUUUUCGUGUCUGUAACGAACCAGCAGAUAAGCUGGCUAAAAACAGUAUGUUUCAGGUGUCGAACAAUCUCUCUGAGACUGCUAACUCUGUUUGAUUUAAGUGGAAUGAAUAAAAUGAUGGUUUGAACAAAAAAAAGAAAAGACAGUGCAGUGAAGUUUUAAAAUUGGAGUUUAUAGGAAACUCAUUAAAACUUUUAAAGUCAUGUGUCCACUUAUUGUCCACUUAUUGAUCAUUUUAAUCUUUUUAGAAAAUUAAGAUAAAGAUAUUAAUUUGUUUAGAUACUUGUUUUUAGAUGCUAACCAAUAAUGUUGCUCUUAACAUUACAAAAAUCAAUAUCUUGGAUACCAUUAUCUGAUAUACGAAAAUGAUUGUCUUAUUGGCUUUGUGCAGGUAAAAAAUAUUUAGAUAGCCCUUUUGUCAAAAAAAAAAAAUUAGAUAGACAACUAAUAAGUAAUAUCAAUACAGACAAAAGUUUUUGAUGUCAACAAACAGAAGAAGAAUAGAGGACAAAUGAGAUAUUCCUAAUUAUACAAAAGGAAAAUGUCUGUAUUAUGUGAAAGUGUAAAUUGCAUUAACUGCGAUAAUUCAUUUAUCGUAAUAAUCCAUAGAGUAUAUACUCCAAAGUUUGGUCGUGUAUAUAAUGCAAUGGCAUUUUUUUUUUGUAAUUCUCGUAAUAAGCUAAAGGUUGUUUAGUUUGGAAUUUGUAAACAGCUUAAGACUGAAGUGUUGACUAGUAAAAAAAUCAACUUAAAAAUGAUUUUUAAUAUAUACAUAUACAUAUAUAUAGGAGAUAAAUGAAAGAUGGAUGAUGACAUUCGUGAUUUAUGAUCAUUCGAUUAUUUUCUCCAAUGAGAUUUUCUAUGAGUAUCCAUAACUGGAAAAUAAACUUUAUAAGUUUAUAGUGUUUUUUUCAAAUAGUUCUGAAUUUUGUCUCUGUAGUGUGGUUUAAUUAGUUUUCAGGAACGAAUUCAACCCUAACAUCAAACUUAGUAUUAUUUCAACGCCAAAAUUACUAUCUUGAUGUUAGACAUUAUUUUUAAAAAUAAAAUUUUAAAAUUACUAUUAAAUUGAAAUAAAUUUAUAAAUUUCUCUUAUAAGAUGCAUCUUCCAACAUAAAUACAUAAAAUAUUUGUUGGUCAUAAUAUAUUUCAAUUUCAGUGAAGAAACAUAGUUACAUCUACAAAAUGUUACCCAUCAACAAUAUAUUGAACCUUGAAAGGUACGUACAUAUAUUAUUAGUUUAUAAAUUUUAAAUAAUGGAAACUUGGUUACUCAUUUAUUUUUAUUAAAUUGUUUAAAUAUUUUAUUUAUGUUAAUAAUUAUCUUCAGAUUACUUAAAUCUUUCAUACAUUUAUAAUAUAAAUAUAUUUGAUUUAUCUACAAAAAAGUUGAAAGAGAAAUAAUUAAAUCUAUAUUUUUGACUAAAAUAGGCAGAUUUAAUUGCCAUCAUAUAUCUUUUUUUUUUAAUGUUAGACAAAGAUAAUAUUAUUUUAUUUAUUUGUAAAUCUAUAUAAUACAUUCUUCAAAGAAAUGUAAAAAUGUAGAAAGACCAAAAACUUCGCCCGCCUAUUGUCUCUCUCUCUCUCGCCAAAGCUUUAAUGCCGGCCGGAAACAAAUAGACUUGAGAUUUCGAAUCUUGAAUCUCGUCCAAGCAUAUUCCACCUCCUUCCUCGUAACCGGACGACUCGUCGGCGAUGUUAGGACGAGACGAAGAUCUGGUCCGUACGAAGAGUAGGAGAGGGAGUUUAGGCUCUUCCAGUUACCGGAGUUUGCGCGGAGCUUCUAGAAGCUUCAGAGACGUAUUAAUUCUUCCGGCAGAGGACAAUGUUUGCGGGAGAAGCGAACGGAGAGAGGAAGAUGACGUGGAGCUCAAGUGGGCGGCGCUAGAGAGAUUACCGACGUACGAUAGGCUACGAAAAGGGAUGUUGCCGCAACAAACGUCGGUCAACGGGAAGGCUGGGCUUGAAGAAGUUGAUCUCACGAAGCUCGCUCCUAAGGAGAAGAAACACCUCAUGGAGAUUAUUUUGAAGUUCGUUGAAGAAGAUAACGAGAAGUUUCUCCGUCGAUUGAGAGAAAGAACAGACAGGGUGGGAAUCGAAGUGCCGAAGAUUGAAGUAAGGUAUGAGAAUAUAUCAGUGCAAGGAGAUGUACGUAGUGCAAGCAGAGCGCUUCCUACUCUCUUCAACGUCACUUUGAAUACACUCGAGAGCAUUCUUGGAAUGUUCCACCUCCUUCCAUCUAAAAAGAGCAAAAUUCAGAUACUUAAAAAUAUCAGUGGCAUUGUCAAACCAUCAAGGAUGACGUUAUUACUUGGUCCACCAAGUUCAGGGAAAACAACAUUUCUACAAGCUUUGGCUGGAAAGCUCGAUGACACUCUCCAGAUGUCUGGGAGGAUAACUUACUGUGGUCAUGAGUUUAGCGAGUUUGUUCCUCAAAAGACAUGUGCAUACAUCAGUCAACAUGACCUCCACUUUGGAGAAAUGACUGUGAGAGAGACGUUAGAUUUUUCUGGACGCUGUCUAGGUGUUGGGACUCGGUACCAGAUGCUUACUGAGCUCUCAAGGAAGGAGAGAGAAGCGGGUAUAAAGCCAGACCCUGAGAUUGAUGCAUUCAUGAAAUCUAUUGCCAUAUCAGGGCAAGAAACUAGUUUGGUUACCGACUAUGUACUUAAGAUACUUGGUCUUGACAUUUGUGCUGACAUACCUGUUGGAGAUGAGAUGAGACGAGGUGUUUCUGGUGGACAGAUGAAGCGUCUAACAACAGGAGAGAUGUUGGUAGGACCAGCAACAGCUCUUUUCAUGGAUGAAAUAUCAACAGGAUUGGACAGUUCCACAACAUUCCAGAUUUGCAAGUUCAUGAGGCAAUUAGUUCAUAUAUCAGAUGUUACAAUGAUCAUCUCUCUUCUGCAACCUGCACCAGAGACAUUUGAGCUUUUCGACGACAUUAUCCUGCUCUCAGAGGGACACAUUGUCUACCAGGGCCCAAGGGACAAGGUUCUUGAGUUCUUUGAGUACAUGGGGUUCCAAUGUCCUGAAAGGAAAGGUGUUGCAGACUUUCUGCAAGAAGUCACGUCUAAGAAAGACCAAGAACAGUAUUGGAACAGGAGAGAACAACCUUACAGCUAUGUCUCAGAGAGUGACUUCUCAAGCGCCUUUAACUCUUUCCACACCGGGCAGCAACUAGCAUCAGACAUGAGGGUUCCUUAUGAAAAAGCUAAAACACAUCCUGCUGCGUUAGUGACACAGAAGUAUGGUAUAUCAAACCGGGACCUUUUCAAGGCAUGCUUUGAUAGAGAAUGGCUUCUUAUGAAACGCAACUCCUUUGUGUAUGUCUUCAAGACGGUCCAGAUAACCAUCAUGUCUUUGAUUGCCAUGACGGUCUAUCUUAGGACAGAAAUGCAUGUAGGCACGGUGGCAGAUGGUCAGAAGUUUUAUGGUGCUCUAUUUUUCAGCUUGAUCAAUGUACUCUUUAAUGGAAUGGUUGAACUAGGUUUCACAGUGAUGAGGCUCCCAGUUUUCUACAAGCAGAGGGACUUCUUGUUCUAUCCUCCAUGGGCUUUCGCCUUACCAGCGUGGCUUCUAAAGAUCCCAUUAUCUCUUAUUGAGUCAGGAAUAUGGAUAGCAUUUACAUAUUACACUAUAGGUUUUGCUCCUGCUGCUUCCAGGUUUUUUCGACAGUUGUUGGCAUACUUCUGUGUGAAUCAGAUGGCACUUUCUUUGUUUAGAUUUCUUGGAGCCGUUGGAAGAACAGAAGUUAUCUCCAACUCGGUUGGGACCUUCACAAUGCUAAUUAUAUAUACUCUUGGAGGCUUCAUUAUUGCUAAAGAUGAUAUCCCUCCAUGGAUGACAUGGGCCUAUUACAUAUCCCCUAUGAUGUACGGACAGACUGCUAUUGUUAUGAAUGAGUUUCUAGAUGACAGAUGGGGAGCGCCCAACAAUGAUACCCGCAUCAAUGCAAAAACAGUUGGAGAAGUCCUUCUGAAGAGCCGAGGCUUCGUUACAGAGCCAUACUGGUUCUGGAUCUGUAUCGUGGCGCUACUCGGGUUUUCUUUGUUGUUCAAUCUCUUUUACAUAAUAGCCUUGAUGUAUUUGAACCCUCUUGGUAACUCCAAAGCUACAGUUGCGGAAGAAGAUAAAGACAAACAGAAAGGAACAGAAGGUUCUCUUGUGGAACUAAGUAGCCGUUCAAGUAAUGGACCGAAGAGAGGAAUGGUUUUACCUUUCCAACCACUUUCUCUUGCAUUCAACAAUGUGAACUACUACGUGGACAUGCCUGCAGAAAUGAAAGCUCAGGGAGUUGAAGGGGAUCGCCUCCAGUUACUAAGAGACGUUGGUGGAGCUUUCAGGCCAGGCAUAUUGACUGCAUUGGUUGGUGUCAGUGGUGCAGGUAAGACAACCUUAAUGGAUGUCUUGGCCGGCAGGAAAACAGGAGGCAACGUCGAAGGGAGUAUUAGCAUAUCCGGUUAUCCAAAGAACCAAUCAACAUUUGCCAGAGUCUCUGGUUACUGUGAACAAAAUGACAUCCAUUCUCCACAUGUUACAGUUUAUGAAUCCCUCAUAUAUUCAGCUUGGCUUCGUCUUUCCGUAGAUAUAGAUGCCAAAACACGAGAGAUGUUUGUUGAGGAAGUGAUGGAGUUAGUGGAGCUAAAACCUCUUAGAAACUCUAUAGUUGGACUUCCUGGAGUUGAUGGGCUUUCAACAGAACAGAGAAAGAGGCUCACUAUUGCAGUUGAAUUGGUUGCUAACCCUUCUAUUAUUUUCAUGGACGAGCCUACAUCUGGUCUUGAUGCAAGAGCUGCUGCCAUUGUUAUGCGUACAGUUAGAAACACUGUUGAUACAGGAAGAACUGUUGUUUGUACCAUUCACCAGCCUAGCAUCGACAUUUUCGAAUCCUUUGAUGAGCUUCUGUUGAUGAAACGUGGAGGGCAAGUUAUAUAUGCUGGAAGUCUAGGGCAUCAGUCACAAAAACUCAUUGAAUACUUUGAGGCUGUUGAAGGGGUUCCAAAGAUCAAGGACGGAUACAAUCCAGCUACAUGGAUGCUUGAUGUCACUACUCCUUCAAUGGAGUCACAAAUGAGCUUGGACUUUGCUCAAAUAUUCACCAACUCCUCUCUUUAUCGGAGAAACCAGGAACUCAUCAAAGAGCUCAGUACUCCACCACCUGGAUCAAAUGAUCUCUACUUCCCAACUAAGUACUCACAACCGUUUUGGACACAAACCAAAGCUUGCUUGUGGAAACAGUAUUGGUCAAACUGGAGAUUCCCUCAGUACAAUUCCAUCAGGUUUCUCAUGACUAUAGCCUUUGGCGUCUUAUUUGGUUUGAUCUUCUGGCAAACAGGAACGAAAAUAGAGAAAGAGCAAGACCUUAAUAACUUCUUUGGAGCCAUGUAUGCUGCUGUACUGUUCCUCGGUGCCACCAACGCUGCAGCAGUUCAACCUGUAAUAGCCAUUGAGAGAACUGUUUUCUACCGCGAAAAAGCUGCUGGAAUGUACUCAGCCAUCCCUUAUGCAAUUUCCAAGGUUGCUGUGGAGAUCAUGUACAACACGAUUCAGACAGGAGUUUACACGUUAAUCCUUUACUCAAUGAUAGGAUACGACUGGACGGUGACCAAGUUCUUCUGGUUCUACUACUACAUGUUAACAAGCUUCAUCUACUUCACUCUAUAUGGUAUGAUGCUUAUGGCCUUGACAACAAACCCUCAAAUCGCUGGAAUCUGCAUGUCCUUCUUCGUCGUUCUUUGGAAUCUUUUCUCCGGUUUCCUCAUCCCUAGACCGCAAAUACCGAUAUGGUGGAGAUGGUACUACUGGGCAACACCAGUGGCUUGGACACUGUAUGGAAUCAUUACAUCUCAAGUAGGAGACAAGGAUUCUAUAGUGCAGAUCACUGGUGUUGGAGACAUGAGUCUCAAAACGUUGCUCAAGAAUGGCUUCGGAUUCGAACAUGACUUCUUACCAGUUGUAGCUGCUGUCCACAUUGCAUGGAUACUGCUCUUUGCCUUUGUCUUUGCUUAUGGUAUUAAGUUCAUCAACUUCCAAAGAAGGUGAAGAAACCUUUGUACAACAUAGUUGAAAAUCUUUGUAUGUUUGAAGUUGUUGAAAUCAUUUAAUUUUCUUUGUUGCUAGUAUUUGGUUAGUAACAAUAAUAACACCUUAUGUUACCAAAUUAUA